Nicotiana tabacum (common tobacco) is the source of this 432-nucleotide messenger RNA. RefSeq names its product RING-H2 finger protein ATL77-like. The record is from RefSeq and is a predicted model, not a curated record. NCBI's taxonomy places the organism in Eukaryota, Viridiplantae, Streptophyta, Magnoliopsida, Solanales, Solanaceae.
AUGGUAAUGGAAAUUGUGGUCUCCGUAGUGUUGCUGUUAGUGGGAAUAGCUGUUUUGGUAUUCAUUCAUGUUUGUAUUGUUGGAAGAGCAUUUAGGAGCAGAAAUGGUAUAAAUGGUGUCAUUUUUAAUCCAAGAAAUGUGAACAAAAGCAUGUCAAAGGAAGAUAUAAAGAAGCUGCCCUGUUUUGAUUACAGUGUGGAAAUAAAAGGAAGUAGUAGCCCUGUGGAUUGUGCUGUGUGUUUGGAGAAUUUUAAGGCUGGUGAAAAGUGCAGGCUUUUACCAAAGUGUAACCAUAAUUUUCAUGCUCAAUGCAUUGAUUCAUGGCUACAGAAAACAGCUGCUUGUCCAAUUUGCAGAGCCAGUGCUAAAUCGCCAUUGAAAACAGAGCAAGAAAACAACAAUUCUAGUGAAGUUGGACUUGAAAUGACUUAA